AUGACCAUGGACGAGCAGAACUCCCUCUGCGCGGCGCCGUUCGGCGACCCGGCGUUCAACGCCACCAUCCGGCGCCGCGGCGUGCGCCUGGACGACGUCGCGUGCCUGCCCAUCUCCCCCGGCUGGUACGGCCCCGCCGAGGACGGCGGCCGCCGGCUCAUCAAGAGCCAGUGCUACUCCACCGAGGGCACCGCCAACUUCUACAUGCGCCCCAUCGAAGGCCUCACCGUGCUCGUCGACAUGGACACCGGGAAGGUGGUCCACAUCUCCGACCGCGGCGCCGGCAUCCCCAUCCCGGCCGCCAAGAACACCGACUACCGCGGCGCCGCCAACGACGACGACGACGGCACCGAUAGAUUCGGGUACCAGACGGUGCGGGCGCCGUCGAUGGAGCCAGCGCCGGAGGGCCCAGGAUUCCAGAUUGAGGACGGGCACACGGUGCGGUGGGCCGGGUGGGAGUUCCACCUCAAGGCGGACGCGCGCGCCGGGCUGGUCGUGUCCGGCGCGACGGUGCAGGACCCGGCCACCGGGGCGCGGAGGGAGGUGAUGUACAAGGGCAUGGCGUCGGAGCUGUUCGUGCCCUACAUGGACCCGACGGAGGCGUGGUACUUCAAGACGUACAUGGACGCCGGCGAGUACGGGUUCGGCCUGCAGGCCAUGCCGCUGGUGCCGCUCAACGACUGCCCGCGGCACGCGCGGUACAUGGACGGCGUCUUCGUCGCCGCCGACGGCCGGCCGUACGUGCGGGAGAACAUGAUCUGCGUCUUCGAGCGGUACGCCGGCGACAUCGCGUGGCGGCACUCCGAGAGCCCCAUCACCGGCAUGGACAUAAGGGAGUCCCGGCCGAAGGUGACGCUGGUGGCGCGCAUGGCGGCGUCGGUGGCCAACUACGACUACAUCGUCGACUGGGAGUUCCAGACCGACGGCCUCAUCCGCAUCAAGGUCGGGCUCAGCGUGAUCCUGAUGGUGAAGGGCACGCCCUACUCCCACAUGAACCAGGUCCGGCAAAAUGAGGAGAUGCACGGCACCCUCCUCUCCGAGAAUGUCAUCGGCGUCAUCCACGACCACUAUGUCACCUUCCGCCUUGACAUGGACAUUGACGGCGCCGACAACUCCUUCGUCCGCGUCGAGAUGGCCCGCCAGGACACCGCGCCCGGGGAGUCACCCCGGAGGAGCUACCUCAAGGCCACGCGCCACAUCGCGAGCACAGAGAAGGACGCUCGGGUCCGGCUAAAGCUCUACGAGCCGGCCGAGUUCCACGUCAUCAACCCGACAAAGAAGACACAUGUCGGGAACCCGGUGGGCUACAAGGUCGUCCCUGCAGGCACUGCGGGUAGCCUGCUGGACCCCGAGGACCCUCCGCAGAAGAGGGGUGCAUUCACAAACAACCAGAUUUGGGUCACGCCCUACAACAAGAGUGAAGAGUGGGCCGGUGGGCUGUUCGUGUACGAGAGCAAAGGCGAGGACACGCUGGCUACUUGGUCGGAGAGGGACCGUCCGAUCGAGAACAAGGACCUGGUGCUGUGGUACACGCUGGGGUUCCACCACAUCCCUUGUCAGGAGGACUUCCCCAUCAUGCCCACUGUGUCGUCCAGCUUCGACCUCAAGCCGGUCAACUUCUUCGAGAGCAACCGCAUCCUCAAGCAGCGGCCCACCAUGGAAAAGGACCUCCCCGUCUGUGCCGCUACCGCCUGA
Molecule: messenger RNA, 1695 nt
Organism: Triticum turgidum subsp. durum (durum wheat)
Lineage: Eukaryota; Viridiplantae; Streptophyta; Magnoliopsida; Poales; Poaceae
Source: the annotation of a GenBank genome assembly